AUGUCUACUCCAGUUGACACCUCUUUGACCAGCCUCAAGGAAAUCACUGGCACUCAGCAGCUUCCUCCAGGCCACAGUCACUUUUCUCUGACAACCCAGGUCAGUACACUUGUGGCUGAUGCGGUCCGGCACUAUGGGAGUGGUCCCUACCUUCCAGGUCUCGUCUGGCCCAACUGGCACAGCAUCGGGUAUGACGAUGCCUGUUUGUUGACGCACCCCUGGCGCAGCAAGGUUGUUGCCUGGGAGGAGUUAGGUGAUCACACCUUCGAUCUCCCAGUCAUGGCCAGUCCUUCAGUAGGUCCAAUUCCUGUGGAUCUUCCACCCUCACUUGUCAUCGCUGGGCCUUCUACCAACCCUGCCUCCGAGUCCUGGGUAGGCAAUAGCACGGGUAACCCGUGGGUAUUCCGUGCUGUACCCGCACCCAUACCUGUGUGGAACUAG
Molecule: messenger RNA, 441 nt
Organism: Suillus bovinus
Lineage: Eukaryota; Fungi; Basidiomycota; Agaricomycetes; Boletales; Suillaceae
Exons: 3
Coding region: 1-441 (146 amino acids)
Source: RefSeq, a predicted model, not a curated record